AUGUCCACAAACAAACCCGACAACUGGCGCGAAGAAGCCUUCGCCAAACAGCGCAUGCAAAUGCGCGAGGAAUACGAGCGGCAAAAGCAGUCGCUCAUAAACGAGACCGAAAAGGCUCGUCCCUCCGCCAACCGCUUCGUCGGGCAGAACGACUCGAUGGAGGAUACACUCAAGAACAGCACCGUCGGCCUCGUCAAGCUCGAGGAUUUUCAGCAGAUGCGCAAGGAGCUUGAAGAGGCCAAGGCGCGCGAGGCGGCCAAAUCGAAUGACCUCAAAGAUGAAGCAAAGAAAGCGAAGAAGCGCAAGAAAACCGCCAAGUCAAAGUUAUCUUUCGCCAUGGACGACGAGGAGGGCGAGGACGUGUCCGGCGAGCCCAAGGCGAACAGCGACGAAGCCCAGGACGACACCGCCGACCAACCCGCCCCUAAACGCAGCAGACUGAAAAAGAACCCAAACGUCGACACAUCCUUCCUCCCAGACCGCGAACGCGAAGAAGCCGAGCGCAAAGAACGCGAGCGGCUGCGUCUCGAAUGGCUCGCGAAGCAGGACGCAAUGAAGAAAGAGGAUAUCGAGAUUGUGUACUCAUACUGGGACGGAAGCGGGCAUAGGAAGAGUGUCCAGUGCAAGAAGGGCGACGAUAUCGCAACCUUCCUCGAGAAAUGCCGCGCCCAAUUCCCAGAACUUCGUGGCGUAAGCGUCGACAAUCUUAUGUAUGUAAAGGAGGACCUAAUCAUACCACACCACUACACAUUCUACGACUUCAUCGUCAACAAAGCCCGUGGCAAAUCAGGUCCUUUAUUCAACUUUGACGUCCACGACGACGUGCGUCUACUGGCUGACGCGACAAAGGAAAAGGACGAAUCGCACGCCGGCAAGGUCGUCGAGCGAAGCUAUUACCAAAGGAAUAAACAUAUUUUCCCUGCGUCGCGCUGGGAGGUAUUCGAUCCGGAGAAAAACUACGGAAAGUACACGAUAGCAUAG
Molecule: messenger RNA, 981 nt
Organism: Psilocybe cubensis
Lineage: Eukaryota; Fungi; Basidiomycota; Agaricomycetes; Agaricales; Agrocybaceae
Exons: 6
Coding region: 1-981 (326 amino acids)
Biological process (GO): chromatin organization
Cellular component (GO): nucleus
Source: RefSeq, a predicted model, not a curated record